Molecule: messenger RNA, 408 nt
Organism: Musca domestica (house fly)
Lineage: Eukaryota; Metazoa; Arthropoda; Insecta; Diptera; Muscidae
Product: cytochrome c-2-like
Exons: 1
Coding region: 70-396 (108 amino acids)
Biological process (GO): mitochondrial electron transport, cytochrome c to oxygen; mitochondrial electron transport, ubiquinol to cytochrome c
Cellular component (GO): mitochondrial intermembrane space
Molecular function (GO): electron transfer activity; heme binding
Source: RefSeq, a predicted model, not a curated record
AACUGAUUUACACCAAAUUUGAAGUGUUCAAGAGUCCGCGCUGUGCAAAUCGAAAUCAAAUUGAAAAACAUGGGUGUUCCAGCUGGUGAUGUUGAAAAGGGCAAGAAACUCUUCGUCCAACGUUGUGCUCAAUGCCACACUGUCGAAGCUGGCGGUAAACACAAAGUAGGCCCUAAUUUGCAUGGUUUGUUCGGCCGCAAGACUGGUCAAGCCGCUGGAUUCGCCUACACAGAUGCCAACAAAUCCAAGGGCAUCGCCUGGAAUGAAGAUACCUUGUUCAAAUACUUGGAAAACCCCAAGAAAUACAUCCCAGGCACAAAGAUGAUAUUUGCUGGUUUGAAGAAGCCUGGAGAUUGCGCUGACCUCAUUGCCUACCUGAAAUCCGCUACCGCUUAAUUUCCAUCCCGU